Pteronotus mesoamericanus is the source of this 2574-nucleotide messenger RNA. RefSeq names its product pumilio RNA binding family member 3 (gene PUM3). Gene Ontology annotation, biological process: regulation of translation. Gene Ontology annotation, molecular function: mRNA binding. Lineage: Eukaryota; Metazoa; Chordata; Mammalia; Chiroptera; Mormoopidae. The transcript is spliced from 18 exons. Gene Ontology annotation, cellular component: nucleolus. The record is from RefSeq and is a predicted model, not a curated record. Bases 240 to 2183 code for a protein of 647 amino acids.
UUCCAAGGGCCAAAACGCGUAUGUAGCAUAGCCUUUGUUCUUCUAGAGGAGGUAAGUGAGAGCGGACCAAUGGAAAUGCUGAAUUUCUGUUUUUCCGGCUAAUAACCUCCCUUUAACCCAAUCUUCUCUGCGGAAGAAGAAAAGAGUGGACCCGGGGGCGGUGCAAGCCCAGGAAGCGGAAGCAGCCGUGUGAGCAGGGAGCUACUUCUGACUGAACCACACGUGUGCGAGUUGCCACGAUGGAAGUCACACCAAAAAAAAAAUUCACAGGAAAAGGUACAAAGACAUCCCAAGAGAAAAACAGAUUUUAUAAAAAUAAUGAUUCUGGUUCUUCAAAGACAUUCCCAAGAAAAGUUGUUAAGGAAGGUGGGCCUAAAAUCACAUCAAAGAACUUUCAGAAAAGUGCCACAAAACCAGGGAAAAAAGGUGUGAAGCAGUUCAAGAAUAAGCAGCAAGGAGACAAAAUACCAAAGAACAAAUUCCAGCAGGCAAAUAAAUUCAACAAGAAGAGAAAAUUCCAGCCAGAUGGAAAAAGUGAUGAAUCAACAGCCAAGAAACCCAAAUGGGAUGAUUUCAAAAAGAAGAAGAAAGAACUGAAGCAAAGCAGACAACUCAGUGAUAGAACCAACUAUGACAUUGUUGUUCGGGCAAAGCAGAUUUGGGAGAUCAUACGAAGAAAAGAUUGUGACAAAGAAAAAAGAAUGAAGUUGCUAAGUGAUUUGCAGAAGUUGAUUCAAGGAAAAAUUAAAACUAUUGCAUUUGCACAUGAUUCAACCCGUGUGAUCCAGUGUUACAUUCAGUAUGGCAACGAAGAACAGAGAAAGCAGGCUUUUGAAGAACUACGAGAUGAUUUGGUCGAACUAAGUAAAGCUAAAUAUUCCAGAAAUGUUGUUAAAAAAUUUCUCAUGUAUGGGAGUAAACCACAGAUUGCAGAGAUAAUACGAAGUUUUAAAGGCCACGUGAGGAAGAUGCUCCGACACGCGGAAGCAUCAGCCAUCGUGGAGUACGCGUACAAUGACAAAGCUGUUUUGGAGCAGAGGAACAUGUUGACAGAGGAGCUCUAUGGGAACACGUUUCAGCUUUACAAGUCAGCAGAUCAUCCAACUCUGGACAAAGUAUUAGAAGUACAGCCAGAAAAACUAGAGCUUAUCAUGGAUGAAAUGAAACAGAUUCUAACUCCAAUGGCUCAAAAGGAAGCUGUGAUUAAGCACUCAUUGGUACAUAAAGUAUUCUUGGACUUUUUUACCUAUGCACCACCAAAGCAAAGAUCAGAAAUGAUUGAAGCCAUCCGUGAAGCAGUGAUAUACCUAGCGCACACACAUGAUGGCGCCAGAGUGGCCAUGCACUGCCUGUGGCAUGGCACGCCCAAGGACAGGAAAGUGAUUGUGAAAACAAUGAAGACUUAUGUUGAAAAGGUGGCUAAUGGCCAGUACUCCCAUUUGGUUUUAUUGGCAGCAUUUGAUUGUAUUGAUGAUACUAAGCUUGUGAAGCAAAUAAUCAUAUCAGAAAUUAUUAGUUCCUUGCCUAACAUAAUAAAUGACAAGUAUGGAAAGAAGGUCCUGUUGUACCUACUAAGCCCCAGAGAUCCUGCACAUACAGUACGAGAAAUCAUUGAAGUUCUGCAGAAGGGAGAUGGAAACGCUCACAGUAAGAAAGAUCCAGAGAUCCGACGCCAAGAGCUCCUAGAAUCCAUCUCUCCAGCUUUGUUAAGUUACCUGCAAGAUCAUGCCCAGGAAGUGGUGCUAGAUAAGUCUGCAUGUGUGUUGGUGUCUGACCUUCUGGGAGCUGCCAUUGGAGACAUUCAGCCUGCCAUGAAUGCCAUUGCCAGCUUGGCAGCAUCAGAACUGCAUCCUGGUGGCAAAAAUGGAGAGCUUCACAUUGCAGAACAUCCUGCGGGACAUCUUGUUCUGAAGUGGUUAAUAGAACAAGAUAAAAAGAUGAAAGAAAAUGGAAGAGAAGGUUGUUUUGCAAAAACACUUGUAGAGCAUGUUGGUAUGAAGAAGCUAAAGUCCUGGGCUAGUGUGAACCGAGGUGCCAUUAUUCUUUCUAGCCUUCUUCAGAGUUCUAAUCAAGAAGUUGCAGACAAAGUCAAAGCUGGACUGAAAAGCCUGAUUCCCACAUUGGAAAAGAACAAGAACACCAGCAGAGGAAUAGAAAUGCUACUUGAAAAACUGUCAGUAUAGAUGGAAACAGUUAACAAGACAGAAUCAUUUCUUCUCUUCUGAUCCGUUUUCCCACUGUGGAAAAGAAGGGCUGGAGGGUCCACCUCACUGAUAAUUUGUGUACUUACUGUAAUUUGUGUUUCUUCUUUGUGUAAGAAUUUAUUUAUAAAAUGCUUUCUAAAAAGUGCUCUUUUUUAAAAAAAAUUCCAGCCAUCUUCCUUAUCAUCUUGAGUAGUAAGUAAAUCACAGCAUGAGACAGUAAUGUAAAAAAGCUUUAAUAGUCAUACAGCAGGACCAAGCAAAUACAUAUAAAGUGAGUGCGUGAGCUGAUUCAGGGGAAGACAUCCUCUGGGAGCAGUAGUGUAAGAAGGCUUCGUGGAGGCGGUAGGGCUUGAGAGAACCUCAGAGGAAA